Molecule: messenger RNA, 3668 nt
Organism: Cucurbita moschata (crookneck pumpkin)
Lineage: Eukaryota; Viridiplantae; Streptophyta; Magnoliopsida; Cucurbitales; Cucurbitaceae
Product: protein SMAX1-LIKE 6-like
Exons: 2
Coding region: 475-3621 (1048 amino acids)
Molecular function (GO): ATP binding; ATP hydrolysis activity
Source: RefSeq, a predicted model, not a curated record
AAAAAAACAAGAGCUAAAGAGUGACCCCUCAAUUUCCAAGUAACACAGUUGAGUUACUGGUCCAUUUGCUUGAGUGGAUACGGCAUCUAACCUCAAAAUUAUGAAACCAAAAUCAUAAAGUUUCCAUUUUUCCUUCGAGUUUUCAACAAAUCAAACCCACUGCACCGCCGCCGCCGUCCUACGCCGGAGCUCCACCAAGCUCCAUAGAAGAAGAAGGACCAGAACCCAGCUCAAAGGCAGCUCUGUUCUGUAUUUGUCUGUUCGGUCGGGUGUCUCUUUUAUACGCUUCCCUUUCUUUCUUGUCUCUCUGGCCUACAAUCGAAUAAUUUAUUUCCCAAAAGUUCUUGAAGUGAACCACUCUUCAUCUAAUUCUUUUCCACUUUUUUUUUUUUUUUUUCAUUUUCUCAAGCUUUCGAACCUCUCUGUUUUUUGCGGUUUCAAUAUACAAGAGGAAUCUUCUUAUGCUGGCCGGCGAUGCCGACGCCGGUGAGCGCUGCGAGGCAAUGCUUAACAGAGGAGGCAGCGAGGGCUUUAGACGAUGCUGUCUCCGUCGCCCGCCGCCGCUGCCACGCUCAAACUACCUCCCUUCACGCUGUAUCUGCUUUACUGUCUUUGCCGUCCUCCGCCCUACGAGAUGCCUGCUCACGUGCCCGCAGCUGCGCGUACCCACCACGCCUUCAGUUCCGAGUACUGGACUUGUCCGUCGGCGUAUCUCUUGACCGUCUCCCUUCCUCAAAACCCACCGACGAGCCACCGGUUUCGAACUCCCUCAUGGCGGCGAUUAAACGAUCGCAAGCUAAUCAACGGCGGCACCCGGAAAGCUUCCACCUUUACCAGAUUCAUAAUCAGCAACAAACCCCCUCGAUUUUGAAGGUCGAGUUGAAAUAUUUCAUCUUGUCGAUUCUUGAUGAUCCGAUUGUGAGUAGGGUUUUUGGGGAAGCCGGAUUUCGAAGCUCCGAUAUUAAAUUAGCGAUAAUCCACCGUCCUCUCUCCGACCACCCUUCCCGAUUCUCCCGCUCCGCCCGUUUCCCUCCCAUUUUCCUCUGUAAUCUCACCGAUUCCGAUCUGGGUCACCGGAAUUUCCCCUUCCCUUUCCUUGCCGGAUAUGAAAACACCGACGGCGAUGCCAAUUCGCGCCGAAUCGCGGAGGUUCUGAUGAGAAAAACAGAGAAAAACCCGUUGUUGGUCGGCGUCUGUGCUGCCGAUGCUCUCCGGAGCUUCAUCGAUUCCGUUCAGAGAUCCAAAUCGGGAAUUCUUCCCCGGGAAAUUUCUGGGUUGAGAGUAAUUUCAAUCGAGAAGGAGAUUUCUGAGUUUCUGAAUCGAAAACGAAGCAGAGAGACAAUGGAAUUGAAGUUCGAGGAGGUUUUUGGGAUUGUCCAGCAAUGUUCAGAGCCUGGGAUUGUCGUGAAUUAUGGAGAAUUGAGCGGUUUUAUCAGACAAGAACAGGAACAAGAACAGGAAAAUGGAAUGAGCUUUGUCGUGUCUCAACUGACAGCUCUGCUGAAGCGUUACAGCGGGAGAGUAUGGCUGAUUGGAGCUGUCGGGACAUACAAAAGACACGAGAAGUUUCUGGUUCGGUUUCCCGACAUCGAAAAGGAUUGGGAUCUUCAUCUUCUUCCCAUAACUUCCAAGUCUAUGGCUGAUGCAUUUGGGACUAAAUCCAGCUUGAUGGGGUCUUUUGUUCCAUUUGGCGGAUUCUUUCCUUCACAAUCGAAUUUCUCGAGUCAGUUAUGCAGCUUGAAUCAACCGUUUGUUCGUUGUCAGCAAUGCACGGAGCAAUACGAGCAGGAAGUUGCUGCUAUAGGGAAGCCAGGAUUCGGUACCGUCGUCGGUCGUCGCUCGGAAAGUUCCUUGCAUAUGCCAUUGAUUGAACUUGAUGCAAAAAGCAAGGAGCAUGACAAGGUAAUUGGCUUACAAAAGAAGUGGAACGAUAUCUGUCGUCUUCAUCGAAGGCAGCUAUUCCCUAAACUUGGUGUUUCCGAGACGAGGAACGGGAUGUCGUUUGAGCCGAGUCGAUUUGCUUUAGAUCAUGAAAGAAGUGGUGAAGAAUCAUUGUCUAUAACUGCAAAUCCUUGCUUAGAUAGAGACUUGCAUAACAAUUUCGACACGAAUCCGAGCAGGCUGAUAUCGGAGAUUCCCGACAUUCGUACCGAUAUUAUUGAAUCGAAGUCUGUCGGUCCGAAUGGGCGUCUUCACUCUGUUACUACUGAUUUGGGUUUGGGGACAUUGUAUGCAUCUGUCAACGAGAACAAGAGAAAAGUUGCAGAACAGGAAAAUCAGAAGGUGGUUCAUCACUUAACAGGCUCGAAUCCAGCUGAGUUUAGUAGACGAUGUGUCGAUAAUCCGAGGCAAUCUCCCGGUUUCUCCGAUCUGAAUCCUGGAUAUCCGCUCGAUAUAAGAGAAUUCAAGUCACUUUGGAAUGCACUGAAUGAAAAAGUCAGCUGGCAAGGUAAAGCCACGAGUUGUAUUGUCGAAACCGUUCUUCGAUGUCGAGCUGGUUGUGGAAGGCAUCGUAGCUCGAAUUCGAGGGGAAAUAUUUGGUUAACGUUCCUCGGUCCUGACAUAAUAGGAAAGCGGAGAAUUUCCUUAGCACUUGCGGAGUUGUUGUUUGGAAGCCACGAGAACAUCAUCUCGGUUGAUUUUGGCUCACAGGACGGUGAUCGACGACGAAACUCGCUCUUCGACUGCAAAGGUUUUGAUGGUUACAACGAGCAGUUUCGGGGACAAACUGUUGUUGAUUAUGUCGCUGCAGAGUUGAGGAAGAAAUCGUCGUCGGUUGUCGUUUUAGAGAACGUAGACAAGGCCGAUAUUCGGGCUAGGAGCUUCUUGUCCGAGGCUAUUACGACCGGUAAGUUCCCGGAUUCGCACGGGAGAGAGACUACCAUCAAUAAUACAAUCUUCGUGAUGACAUUGACGAACGAAAAGUUCGAGAAAACCGCAGAUGAGCAGACAGAAUUCUCUGAGGAGAGAAUACUUGCAGCUAGAAACUGUCAACUGCAAAUACUAGUACGAGGUUGUACCAGUGAUGUCAGUAGCUGCAACGACAUGAAUGUAAGGAUUACGUCUGCCCCACGAGGAACCUCGAGCCUCUCAAUGAAAAAGAGGAAACUGGAUGACGAAUCCACCGAGCGGGAAGCAAGCUCGGAAAUGCCGAAGAAGUCGUCGUCGUCGUCGUCAUCAAUGUCCUUCCUAGACUUGAAUCUCCCUGUAGAAGAGGCGGAAGAAGAUGGUGAUUGCGAUAGCGACUCGGUAUCAGAAAGCUCAGAAGGAUGGCUCGACGAGUUCCUCGAACGAGUAGACGAAAGGGUGGUGUUCGAACCGUAUGAUUUCAAGGGGGCAGCAGAAAGAGUAGCGAAGGAGAUCGGGUUGCAGUUUAGAAGGGUGUUCGGGAGCGAGGUCGUGCUGGAGAUCGAGUACGAUGUCGUAGUCCGAAUCGUUGCGGCGAAAUGGGUAUCGGAGAAGAAGAGAGUGAUGGAGGAAUGGGUGGAGAUGGUUCUCCAUAGAAGCUUUGUUGAAGCAGAACGAAGGUACCAAAUGGGGCCUGGUUUUGUGAUGAAACUUGUGUGUAAAGAAGAACAAGCUGAUGGGAUUCUUCUUCCUUCUAUAAUUGAAUUGAAUUGAAUUGUAAUGUAAAUUAUUAUAUUCGUAGAAUCUAAGUUUUAGCUUUU